Molecule: messenger RNA, 1467 nt
Organism: Cantharellus anzutake
Lineage: Eukaryota; Fungi; Basidiomycota; Agaricomycetes; Cantharellales; Hydnaceae
Exons: 8
Coding region: 1-1467 (488 amino acids)
Source: RefSeq, a predicted model, not a curated record
AUGUCGAACACUGGGCCUCGUGCAAAUGGAACCCUUGACUUUGGAGCAUCCAGUCCUCGUAUCGUUAUCAUAGGUGCAGGCGCUGGGGGUCUAAUCACUGCCUUGUCCCUGAAGAAGCGCCUCGAGUAUUCCAAUUUUACUAUCUUCGAAAAGGGGUUUGGAUUGGGUGGUACUUGGCGCGAGAACACGUACCCGGGAUGUGCUUGUGACACCGAUUCGCAUUGGUAUUCUAUAUCUUCCGACCCAAAUCCCUCAUGGUCACAAACAUAUCCUGAACAAGCGGAAAUCCUGGCUUACCUCACGUCAGUCGCUGAUAAGCACCGCCUUCAAGAUCACUGUGAAUAUGGGUGUGAGUUCCUUUCCGGGAAAUGGGACGAGCAGAAAAAGCAGUAUACCCUUACCAUCCAACGUCGAGCCCUCAGCAGCGGACCUGAGGACGCCGAACCUACUGACCCUCAGUCUCAGAAGAGCUUUAGUGCCUUCACUCAAUGGGUAUUCAAAAAUGUUCCCGGAAUACUCUGGCUGUUCCGGUUGAGCAUAUUCCUAACGACAGAUAUAACGUACCUGUUUUUCAUAACGUCGCCGGUCACAAACAUCAUUCGUCGGGUCUUCGAAGCACGCUGCAGGCGGUAUAUUCGUCAGCAAGCGCCAAAGCAGCUUCACGAUGACUUGAUGCCAAAUUAUCCUCUUGGGUGCAAGAGGAUUGUGAGAGAUUCUGGUUAUUUAAAUUCUCUGAACCGACCGAACGUUGAAGUGAUCUGGGAUCCUAUCACGGAGAUUGCAGCAGACGGUGUUGUGACCAAACCAAACCAGCCAAGCAAUUCUGGAGUAGACAGUGACACUAGGACCACUCACACGCUUGAUGUGCUCAUUUUGGCAACAGGCUUCGAUACGCGCGUGAGUUAUGCCCUUCCACUCGAGGGGCGUCAAGGCACCACCAUAAAGUCGCUAUUCAGUGAUUCAGGUGGUCCAAUUGCGUACCGAGGCACGACAAUCCCUUUUUUCCCGAAUAUGUUCAUGUUAUCGGGCCCUAAUACCAUCAACGGGCAUGUGAGCACCAUCUAUAUGGAGGAGGUACAAGUCAAUUAUAUCCUGAAUCUCAUCACUCCUAUCCUUGAACCAUGGCUUCAACACAAGAGGUGGUUUCGCCCAAGGGGGCCCAAGACCCAGCUCAGGACUUUGACUGUUGAACCUACCACGAGGCAACGGUCAAAUAUAACGAGAAGCUGCAAAGGAAUUUGGAGAAAACGACAUGGGCAGGUGGUUGCUCUAGUUGGUAUCGAAAUGGUUUGGGGAGGAAUACGGGUAAGUUACUGCUCUCCUCGAUUUUACACUUCGCGGAGAUCCACUUUCGAAUAUCACUCAGCUGUGUUCCCUGGUUACGCCGUUCAGUGGUGGGCGAGUUUACGAAAUGUCGUCUGGAGAGAUUUUUCUGUCGUUCGAGAGGGGGAUACUGCUAAGGAUUGA